CUCAAAGUACUAUCAACAUGGCAAAGCUCAAUGGCACCCCCACCAACUUCCUCCCCAACUCCCACAUUGAAGCUGCCCAGUCUGUGACACCAACCAAGGCAACUGAUCCAAGACUGUCACGCCAAGUGGCUGUCACAGACUCUGCCUCCUCAGCCAUUUUCCGGAAGCGAUUCCAAGCCAUUCUGUACUACAAGAAGGCCUUGAGUGAGGAGUCAGGGUGGUUGUUGGUGGGGUGGAUGAAGUUGUCGCUCGGGAAGGCUUUGGAGGAGCAACCUAUCCUUGCUGGGAGGCUCCGGAGAGGGGAAGGAGGCAAAGGGGAAUUGGAGAUUGUGUCAAAUGAUAGUGGUGUCAGAAUGAUUGAAGCACGGAUCUCCACAACCUUGGAAGAGUUUCUUGAUUUGAAGGAGAGGGAAGAUGCAGAGGCUGAGCUUGUGUUUUGGAAUGAUGUUGAUGAUCAAAAUCCUCAGUUUUCUCCAUUGUUCUAUAUCCAGGUGACUAACUUCCAGUGUGGAGGAUACUCAAUUGGGAUUAGCUGCAGCCUUGUACUAGCAGAUCCUUUGGCCAUCAUAAGCUUUCUAAGGAGAUGGGUCGACAUUCACAACCAUAUGGUCUCUGAAGCUGAUGAGGCCAAACCACCUCUCUUCUACCUCCCUAAUUUCAAACCAAAUGGCACUUUUCUCACCAACCCAAUUGGCUCAAACCAGACCAAACACCGCGGCAAAAUUAUGAUCUUCAAAUCUUCCACCAUCAAAGAUUUGAAUUUGAAUGAUGAGGCACGCAAGGCACUCGCAUUGCAGUGUGUCGAGGAGGCAGAGAGCAAGUUUGGUGUCAAAAUGGCUUCAGAUUUAUCUUUGUUUGUGAAAGAACUCUCAGAGGAGGUCAUAAAGGUAGAGAAAUUUGCAAGAGAAGGGCUUCUGCAGAAGCCAAAGGGGUGUGGGAGUGGACUCAGUUGUGCAAAUUGGGAAGAUUUAGGGGCUAGUGAAGUAAAUUUCUUUGAAGGGAACAGGCCUGUUUGUGUUUCUUAUUGGAUUAAUUCUGUCCCUGGUGAAGGAUUUGUGAUCCUAAUUCCAUCUGUUGAUGAGAGUGUCUCUGAAAUGAACAUCGUUGUCACAGUUCCUAGUGAGACAGAGAUGUAACCACCCCUUUACUUGGAUGAUCCAUAGACCUUUUGGUUUUAGAUUUCUUUCUAGUUUCAGCGUGUGGUAUUAAGAAUUCUUGUACAAGUGAAUGAUCAGUGUGGCGGUCUAAGGGUCUUGUACCUUAUUAAGAGGUCAGGAUCUCGAUUCUUUCCACCACUUGUAGAACAUUUCAUGUGUAAUUGUUGAGUUUAUUAUAUGUUUGUGGUAA
Molecule: messenger RNA, 1347 nt
Organism: Camellia sinensis
Lineage: Eukaryota; Viridiplantae; Streptophyta; Magnoliopsida; Ericales; Theaceae
Product: protein ECERIFERUM 26-like
Molecular function (GO): acyltransferase activity, transferring groups other than amino-acyl groups
Source: RefSeq, a predicted model, not a curated record